GCGCCAAACUAGUUUAGAGAAAUCUUUACACCGCACCCGUUGUAUGUGGGCGACGUCCCCGUUGCCACGCCACAACCCCCUUGAGGUGGUACUUCAAGUUCGGUGGCUACUUCUGUCAGCGUUUCAUUGUGGCGCUCCUCAUUUGAAUGCUCAGUCUCGAUUUGGAAGAGUUUAAGUCAAUUAAAGUGUACGACCAUGUGCUGUCCGGCGGCGUUCCUUGGGUCCCUAAGCACACAACUCAGAUCCGAUAUUAUUCGGUCCACCACGUAAGGGCCUGCCCACUCACGAUGCAGCUUCGCUGGGAUUCCGGCUACUGGUGCCUGAUGCAACUAUACGAGGUUGCCUGCUUUCAUCGGGACACGGAAAACCUUCUUCACUUAGUACUUUUUCUGCCGCCGUUGAGCGUUCGCCAGGUGAAUGCGUGCCGCUUCGUGUGUGUGUCUAACGGAGUCAAGAAGCUUACUGACGUAUUCUGCCACCGAUGGGUACAAUUGUUGUGAUAUCGGCAAUCGAACAUCCGAGGGCAGUCGAACUUCUCUACCUGUCCACAUAAAGGACGGCGUUUGCCCGGUAAAAGAGUGGACCGUAUUGUGGUAGGCCAAUAAGCACUUAGACAACAAAGU
Molecule: messenger RNA, 623 nt
Organism: Dicrocoelium dendriticum
Lineage: Eukaryota; Metazoa; Platyhelminthes; Trematoda; Plagiorchiida; Dicrocoeliidae
Source: the annotation of a GenBank genome assembly